Molecule: messenger RNA, 1979 nt
Organism: Cydia amplana
Lineage: Eukaryota; Metazoa; Arthropoda; Insecta; Lepidoptera; Tortricidae
Product: G-protein coupled receptor moody
Exons: 3
Coding region: 373-1671 (432 amino acids)
Biological process (GO): G protein-coupled receptor signaling pathway
Cellular component (GO): membrane
Molecular function (GO): G protein-coupled receptor activity
Source: RefSeq, a predicted model, not a curated record
UACAAAUAACUACUAAUACGUGUUUACGUUUAGCCAUUUUGAUCUGACGUGAUUUAUAUUGUUUUAGUAAUACGUUGGAACUGAUUGUGUUUUAAUUGUCAACAGAUCGCACCAGCGAGAACAAUGCGAGCUCACUGAUACGAGCGCUUCCUGACCAGCUGCGACCCGGAUCGCCGACAAAAUGCCUUAUCACAGCACACUGCAGCCCCGGCCUCAGUACUCGGACAGUUAUCAUCCGCGGGCGACCCCCGCGCUACCUAAGCAAGCUCAUUAAACAAAUUAUGAGAAAAUGGGUGACGAACACCGUUCAUUUGUGGCGUUAAAGCGGUGCGGAAAUGACAUGUGAUUGAUGUGUGCUUAUUGGAAGUCAAAAUGGGUGAUUUGUCACCGAGUGCGUACGACAAUACGGACGACAAUUUGACUCAGUUUAAGCUUGAUGACUACUCCGACGAGGCUCUGGCGAAAAUGGAGCUGUUCAAGGACUACCCGGAGGGCUUGUUGAGGUUUGCGUCGGUGUGCUGCGUCCUCUUCAUGUUGGUGGGGAUCCCGGGGAACCUCAUCACUAUCAUCGCCUUAGCGCGGUGUAAAAAGGUCCGAAACGCAACCGCGGUGUUCAUAAUGAACCUCUCCUGCUCCGACCUCCUCUUCUGCUGCUUCAACUUACCCCUAGCGGCCUCGACGUUUUGGCAGCGCUCCUGGGCGCACGGCAGGACGCUCUGCCGCAUGUUCCCGCUGGCUAGAUAUGCGCUGGUCGCGGUGUCGCUAUUCACCGUGUUGGCUAUUACCAUCAACAGAUACGUCAUGAUAUCACACCCGCGGCUCUAUCCCAAGCUGUAUAAAAGGCAGUAUUUGGCAGUUAUGGUGGCAAGUACUUGGGCGUUCGCGUUUGGAGCGCUCAUAGCGACGUGGUUCGAGAAAUGGGGACGUUUCGGCCUCGAUCUCAGCAUUGGCUCCUGUUCUAUACUUCCGGAUGACAACAAAAGAUCUCCAAAAGAGUUCCUCUUUGUGGGUGCGUUCAUGCUUCCCUGUCUCGCUAUAGUUAUUUGUUAUGCGAGGAUAUUCUGUAUAGUUAGAGAAGCAGCAAGAAAAUCAAGAGCACCGGCGCGGAGCCGGACCCGACCCGGACGAGAAGACUCGGCUAUGGGCUCGGCGUCCACUGCGGUAGAAAGGUCGCCGGGCCCUGAAAAUGGAACUAACCACGCGGCGCCUCCGCGAAGAAAUUUUCUUGCUCCACCAGUCUUACACUGUCCACCGACUCCAGGCCCUGAGCGAUCCUCAUCCUCAGGCGUAGAUACCUUAGACGGGCACGACGAAGAAUGUGCACUAGACUCUAAGCGGACGCCAAGCGGUAGCGAGACGACUAAAAGACUUCGCCAAGCGGCCGCAGCUUUAAAGCGAGCACCAGGACCCGUCCGUGCACCGCGUCUUACGCCAAAAGACAGGAAACUAUUAAAAAUGAUUAUGGCAAUUAUGCUCUCGUUCUGGGUAUGUUAUCUCCCUAUAACGCUCACGAAGAUAUUUCGCGAGUUCACUUCGUAUCCGCUGGCAAACAUCGCUGGGUAUAUCCUUAUCUAUUUGACGACGUGCAUCAACCCUAUUAUUUAUGUAGUGAUGUCCAGUGAGUAUCGGCAAGCCUACAAGAACCUGCUCAUGUGCCGCCGAAAAGCGUGACGGUCACCUGGAGAUGGCGUAGCCGAGAAGCAGCCGCCGUGACUAGUCGUUGACAGGGGAAGUCACUGUAUCUCCCUCCAACCGAUGAAUAAUAGUAUUUCGCAAAGAACUUCACUCUAAAUACUCUUGUGAGACUAUAUAAUUAGCGAGUAUCUAUAAGGUACAAGUAAGUGUGAAGUGUUUUUUUUUACAACAAUCGUUUUAAUUGCGAACCGUCCGUGAUUGUGCUAGUGGAGGUGGGAUGAUGUUGACACGUAGAUAUGAGACUUUCAUUGGUUAGUAAGUUAUUAUUGAUAUUUAAAGUAUAC